AUGCUGGAGCUUUUUCUCACGGUGGCUUUCUCGGCGGCGCCGCUCACCCUCUACUUCCCGCCGAUCCGAAGCCUGAAUCCGUUCAUCCGCACAGCGAAUCAUCUUCUCCGGGACGCGAUCUCCUACGCUGCCGACAUCUACCCGCGCCUCCGCCUCGCCGUCUCGCGGCUCGUCUCCCCCAGUCGCGUCGCCGCCUCCAGAAGGUGGACCUAUCGAGAUGCCGGCGAUAGUCUUGAUCGGGCAGCGGCGGCGGCACCUUGUUUGCGGCAGCUGCGGCGGCGGCGCCACCUUUUUGUCCUGGGGCGACGCCGACACCUUCCAUCCGGUAGUGGCGGCACCUUUCCGGCAGCAGCGGCGGCGAGGGAUUCGACUUGUUCAGGGGCGGCGGUAGAGGGCGGCGAGAGGGCGGCCGUGGAUGUUGCAAGCGGGCGGCGGUGGAGGGCGACGAGGGGGAUUUGA
Striga hermonthica is the source of this 459-nucleotide messenger RNA. Lineage: Eukaryota; Viridiplantae; Streptophyta; Magnoliopsida; Lamiales; Orobanchaceae. The record is from the annotation of a GenBank genome assembly.